AGUACACUUACUCCAUUCCAAGGGUAGGCGAGACUGGACCCACAUAUAUUUUCAGAGCUGCUUUUAUCCGCAACAUCCCUCAUUAGUUUAAACCAGUCGAGUGUGCAUCUCUGUGUAUGUAUGCAGAUGUGUCUGUGUAUAUGUGUUUAUGUCCUUUUUAGGGCAUGCAGUUAAUCUCCGUGUAUUUGUGUUUCCUCUUUCUCCAGGCCCCAGCAGUGUGAGCGAUGAGCCCCCGUUCCACAGGAUCAUAUCCUCCGCCCCAGGGGGCGCCCCUCGAGUGUCCUGCCAGGGCAGCCCCCAGCCCCCCGCCACCCCUGCCCCCAAACGCCGCUCUCUCCUCCUUCCGCCUGCUCCCGCUUCAAAGAAGGAGCUUCAGAAGAAUCCUGAAAUUGCACGACCAGCUUUAUCGUCUCCUAAACGACUAGCAGUGGUCUCCCCCAAACCUCAGUCACCAGUCCCCAGACAGAGACCAGUGGCAGCUGUACAGAGGGUGACCCUCAGCACCUCCCCCCAGAAGAAUGCCCCCGAGCCGGCCGCUCCGCAGAAGGAGGGCCCGUCAGAGCAGGAGGUGCAUGAUCUGCAGGAGCGAUGUGAGGAGCAGGCCAGGCAGCUGGAGCUCAUGAGGGCCGAGCUGAAGAAGACAACUCUGGGCCUGGAGGCCUUCGCCAUCUGCACCCAGCACCUGUGUCUCCAGAGCCAGAGCGCUACUGAGAAGGAGAAGGAACUGUCUCUGGAACUAGACAGGAUUAAGGAUAAAGUUGCCUGGAACAAGGAGCAGUUGGAGCACAUUCAGAGGGAGAAGGCCGAGCUUGAGCUGAACUUCCACCAGGAAGUGAGGGAGCUGCAGGGAAAACAGGGGGCGGAGCUUACAGCCCUGGAAAUGGAGAUGAGGAGCCGUCACUCAGCCGAGCUGGAGCACCUGAGGGCGGAGCAUCAGUCAGAGGUGGAGGAGCUUAGGACCCAGCAGCUGGAGCAGAUUGAUGAGAUGGCCGUUAAUCACGCAUCUGCUAUGGAGGAACUGAGGACCAUGCAGGACUUCACCAUGGCAACCGUUCAGGAGGAACACACACGCACCAUGAGAGACCUGAGGAAAGCCCAUGAGCAGCAUAAGAGCAAGCUGGAGGAGGAUUUCCAGCACUUCAGAUUCUCCCUGCAGGACCAGGUGGACACCCUGACGUUCCAGAAUCAGACCCUGAAAGACAAGGCCAAGAGGUUUGAAGAGGCUCUCAGGAGGAGUUCUGAUGAACAGAUAGUGGAUGCCCUGGCUCCUUACCAGCACAUAGAGGAGGACCUGAAGAGCUUGAAGGACGUUCUAGAGAUGAAGAACCAACAGAUCCAUGACCAGGAGAAGAAGAUUUCAGAACUCGAGAAAAUGCAGGCCCAUAAGAACGUGGUUCUGGAGGAACGGGUCCAGGUGCUUCAGCAGCAGAACGAGGAUCUGAAGGCUCGCAUCAACAACAACCUCUCCAUCUCCAGGCAUCUGUCGGAGGAGAACGCCACGCUGCAGGUGUCCGUGGAGAAGGAGAGCAACGAGAAGAAGCGUCUGAGCCGCAACAACGAGGAGCUGCUGUGGCGCCUGCAGAUGGGCGAGCUCAGCCCCCGCAUGUCCCCCUGCGCCUCCCCCAGCCACCGCAGCACCUCCUUCUUCCCCGCCUCCGCCGAAAUCCCCCCGUACCCCUACUCGCCCGGCCCGGGCACCCCCACCCACGGCUUCUCACCGGGGCCCGGCACUCCUCCGACCCACAGGGCCCUGCCUCUGUCCGGUCCGAGCAGCCCGGCCCCCAGGAACUCCCCCGCAAGGGCUCUCUCUGCCUGCGUCAACACGCAGUAAAACAGCAAAGCAGGGGUGAGACUGUGGAAACAGGUAUACCCCCCAGCACUGACUCCAGGAGCCAACAGCAUACUGCCAGAUAGACCUGAGCUACCAGCGACUCUACUCUGGGGCAGAUGUACGUUAGAGAGCGCAAACGAUGCGCAGAAAGCGCACGCUGUGCCUUUUUUUUAUUUUACGUUGAAUGUACUAAACCCAUGACCGCUCGCAUAAUCAACACGUCACUGCCCUCUAAUUGAACAGGGCAUAUUUGUGGUCUAUUGGUCUAACAAAUUCAAUAGUGACAUGUAGAAUGUGAAAAAGCCAUGCAAGACAUAACAAGGCAAACAAAAGUAAAGGCUGCUUUUAACAUGGUACAAAUGAACUAACUCACAAUCUGGAUUACACCUGCUUUUUUUACCACAAAACAGACGUGCACUAUCCUCCGCAGUUUUCAUACAUACAACGGAAUAUGUAAUCAGUCGCUCCUUGUGCUUCUCCCAUACAUUUUGCCCAAAUCUCCCACUUUUCCUUCCCACAACCCUCCCACAAAUGCAUGCACGUAAAUCAGAAGAGCGCUACUUGUCAUUUGGCGCUCCUACAGCAGACAGAAAGCGUGUUUAGCCAUGUGUGUCUGUUGGUACCGGUACAUACCAUGCCAUGUUUUUAGGCGCACAUUAAAACAGGCGCUAACGUGUUGGUACAUCUGCCCCUCAGUUCUUUUUGUUAUCUCUGAUCACACAAAGCCCAUGCAGGGGUGGGUACGUGGAUAAUAUUCAUUUUCUAUGUGUUUUAUAAUCUGACUUUCAAGCAGUAAACUAAGAGAGAGAGAAAGACUAGCAGUGAAUACGGUGAGAGAGAUGGAGAGAGAGAAAGAGACAGUCAAGCAAUAAACUGAGUGAGAGAGAGAGAGAGAUAUGAGAGAGAGAGAUGAGAUGAGAUGAGAGAGAGAGAGAUUUUUAGUAGGAUAUUUAAUCCCCUCAUUUGGGUGGUUCUAGUAUCUCUUGCUGGAUAAACACAGACAGGCUGAACUCUGUAGUUAUCUGUAGUUAUUUAUAUAUAU
Molecule: messenger RNA, 2873 nt
Organism: Clupea harengus (Atlantic herring)
Lineage: Eukaryota; Metazoa; Chordata; Actinopteri; Clupeiformes; Clupeidae
Gene: mtus2a
Product: microtubule associated tumor suppressor candidate 2a
Exons: 11
Coding region: 149-1831 (560 amino acids)
Cellular component (GO): nucleus; cytoplasm
Molecular function (GO): microtubule binding
Source: RefSeq, a predicted model, not a curated record